Molecule: messenger RNA, 3739 nt
Organism: Anoplophora glabripennis (Asian longhorned beetle)
Lineage: Eukaryota; Metazoa; Arthropoda; Insecta; Coleoptera; Cerambycidae
Product: adenylate kinase isoenzyme 5
Exons: 9
Coding region: 230-2044 (604 amino acids)
Biological process (GO): UDP biosynthetic process; CDP biosynthetic process
Cellular component (GO): nucleus; cytoplasm
Molecular function (GO): UMP kinase activity; ATP binding
Source: RefSeq, a predicted model, not a curated record
UACGCAUGUAAUUUUCUCCAGAAAGUGGUAUCACUGAGUGCAUCGCAGUUUAACAUGUAGAUGCUUCGAAAGCUCAUAGUUUUCAAACAGUUAGUGUUGUCGGGUGAGAAUAGACUUCUGUUGGCGUCGCUGUCUCGAUGAAUAAAUCUAAAACUUCGACGCGGCACCCGCGAUUAUGUUUGCAUCCCUGUGACUUAAGAACACUGCUUAAUUACACCUAAAUUGGAAUAUGGGAAUCUGUUUGGAUACAGAACAAAGUGAUGGUUCCCAAGUAUUCGAAGAAGGCCAAGAGAGUUGGUCACAAAACACACCAAGAAACAAUAGAAACGCCGCCACGCCUCCUGGGGGUAAAUUUCCCAUGCAUAAUGGAGCUGAUGUACACUUUGAGUCACCUAAAGUGCCUGUCAUAUUCGUCCUUGGGGGUCCUGGAAGUGGAAAGGUGACCCACUGUGACAAUCUGAUGCAAGAAAAAAAGGGGGUGACUCAUAUCAACAUGACUGACCUUCUCCAGCAGUAUGCCAUCGGAAACGAUAUGCCAGAUUUUGGGCUGCUUUCCAGCAAAACUGUGACAGAAGUCCUCAUGUUGGAAAUGAAGAUGUCUCCUAAUGCCAGGACGUACCUUGUGUCGGGAUAUCCUAGAAAUAUGAGGGACGUUGUAGAGUAUUCUGAAAAGAUUCAAAUCGUACAAGGUGUCAUUCUGAUAUCAUGGAGGAAGAAAGUCUUGGAAAGACAAAUAGAUUAUGGUGCCAAAUUAGGUCAAGUUGUUUUAUCUUUAGCUCGUAUGGAGUUAAAUAAUUUCUACAAGAACGUUAUACCCGUAGCGGAAUAUUUCGACCAAAGCAACAUGCUCAUAUCGAUAAAUGGUGAAAGAGCGCCAGCAGAGGUAUAUAAAGAUUUCAAGAGUUCGGUUUUAAGGAUAUUGGGAAUGCAGGAUAAUCCACCUGUGUUCAGCAAUGGAAAAGUUGCACCCAUUCCUGUAGAUGUUGUCACAACCGACCUUCCGGCAGUGGCUGCUCCUCCUAUACCUCAAGUACCUUCAGAGCACUCUAGAUCGGAGCGUAGGACGGCGUCUCCACUACGGCCACAAACACAAGUCAUUUCCGUUCACGCAACAUCACAACCCAACUAUAAUUCACCCAUAAAGGCAGGUUACCCUCCAGUUCUCUGGGUCAUAGGAGGACCGGGCAGCAAUAAGGCCGCCUUAUGUUCAGCAGCGGCAAUAGACACGGGGUGGACCCAUAUCAGCCUUGGUAAGCUUCUACGCGCUGCGGCAGAACCCCCUGACCCAAGACACAAUUCAGAGGUGUCGAAAUUGAGGGACUGUAUCAGCAACGGCGAGAUGGUGCCCCAGGAGAUCGUGAUGAAGUAUGUGGAGUCCCACAUAGCGGAUAAUAUGGACAAAGAAGGCAUAAUCCUUGAUGGAUUCCCCAGGGAUAUGCUGCAAGCUACAGAAUUUGAAAAUAAGUUUAAACAAAAACCUACAAUUAUUUUAUUGGACUGCUCUAAACUGCAGCUGGGAAGGGGAAGACUGGACGAUAGUGUAACAGCGUUUAGAAGAAGAUUGGAGAUUUUUAGGCAAGCUUCUCUACCAAUGCUGAAAGCCAUGGAUAAUAUUGGAAGGCUGACUAUAGUCGAUGGAGACACAGACACAGUCCCCGUUCAAGAAGACUUCAAGAACGUCGUCAAGGAACACAUCGAGUAUAUGAAAUCUCAAGCAAAUGAACAACAAGUAGGCCACACCAGUAACGGCUACGUCCCUAAUAACCACAUACCCAACGGAAACGCCAUAUCGAAUGGCCACGCAAACGGACACAUACCCAACGGCAACGUAUCCACUGACACUCGCAUCCAGGACUUAGAAAACGAGCCCAUCGAGACCAUCAGCAAGCAAGUGGGCAACGGCGUAGCUUACACCAUUGCAAACGGUGUCAAUCACUUGGCCAACGGACAUUUGAAAGCGCCACCUAUUGCAAACGGUUACGGAGGCAAUGUCAACGGGCUGCCCAUGUACAGUGAGGUCAGUUAUAUGGAUGGACAUAUAUAAGUAUUGUGAAGGUUAAGUGAUUCAGAAUUGUGAUAAAGUGUUGAGUAUUAUUUAGGAUUAAAUAUUUAUAAGGAGUGCCUUAGUUUUGUUUCGCCAUUGGUCCUUUGGAAAUCUUGUAUUGUAUACAUUUAUAUACAGGUUGGCCCAACAAGGAGUAUAUACUGGUAAUAUCUCUAUAACAAUCAUCUGCUCACGUAGCAAACAUUACAGUUAGUCAGCUUUGUGUUUGAUGGUGCCCAAGGAUCGACUAGUCAGAAUAACGGGCAUUAGUGACAUGUCAUUUAUUUCCUUAAACAAGAAGGCUACUCCUCCCUUAAUCGUUUUAGGAAAAGGGUUGACUGGUACGUUAUUUUGUAGCUUUUUCAACAGUAGGUACUAUAGUUGUUGACCAAUUCGAUCCAAAUUGUUGAUUUUUUAUGUUAAUCCUUAAAGUAUUCAGGACAGUUUUCAAAAUUAAUCAAUAUAUUGGAAGAGGUGGUACCUCAGUUCAGUUUAAGAAGAAAACAUUAAGCUAUUGUUCUGAAAACACCUGUUUGAUAUACUAAUUCUGCCUAAAUCCUUACAUUAAGAGUGCUCAUUCUGUAUAUGUUGGGCCACUCUGCAUGUCACUCUAUACUCUUUGGGGCAUAUCUGAUUCCAUAAUGGUCAAUGGUUUUUGAAAUUUGGGUCCAACAGUAUUCCUAGAUUUAUAUAUUAGAUAUUAAGUAUAUAUUUAUAUUUAUAUCUUAAUGUAGUUAUAAGUUGUUACUCUCUGUUAGCUAAAACUGCGGGUCGGUGAAAUAUAUUUAGGUACUAAUUGUAAGUAUUUCUUGUUUUAUAAGUGAAUAAGUGGCAAAUUAUAUUUAAAGUAACAAAUACACUGCAAGUAACCGCACUAUAUACACAUAUUUAGAUAUAAAAAUAAUUAAUAUUAUAAUUAUUUAUUUAAUACGUAUAUUAUUCUAAACCCUGUACCCAUGAGAUCAUAAAAUUUUUAAGUGAUAAUCUUGGGUCGCUGUUAGAUAAAAUAUCAUAUUAUCACGGGUUUCGGUUUAUUUUUUAUAUUUAUUUUGUCCAAAUCUUAUACAUUUUGCUCCCAUUUCAAUAUUGAGGUCCAGACCUACAGAAUCAAGUUUUCAUGUAAAAAAAAUACAUCAUCUCUUUUUUUUCUAGAAUGAUUUCCAUUUUACAUCAUAAAAAAUUAUUACCUUCACUUAAUAAUUUGCAAUUAAUAAAUAUGUACCUGCCCUUUUUGUAGCAAUAUAAUUUUUAAAAAUCUUUAAAUGUACUAUUUUUGUAAGCAAAUAAUAAGGUGUACUUUGUAACCACUAGAUUAUUAUACAUAUUAAUUAUAUUAUUAAAUACAGGGUGUUUCAUUUCCGGUGUGUCAAAUGAACACAAAUGAUAGAGAAAGUAUACCUCUGUAUACAAUUUUAUCAAUUUAUUUCGAAGCAUUUUCGAGAUAUUGUAAUAAAAUUGUGUCUUAAUGGCCCCAUUUAAAGGGACGUAGCGCCACAGGGGGGCGUUUUCGGACACAAAUCGAUAUAAACUUUUUUGCUCAAAAUUACUUUCCCGAUCAUCUGUGUUCGUUUGGCACACCGGAAAUGAAACACCCUGUAUAUAAAAGAUUUUUUUAUAAUAGUGGAAUAUAGUUCUAUAGAUCUGUCACAUGCAUAGGAUGAAUUUGAGUAUUGAUGUAUUUAUACUACUGUUAUA